GUGGACUGACCCCCUACGCUCUGGCCAGUGACCUCGCAGCCAUCCUGGCCAACGCCUCCGGCCUCGCGGCCGUCAACACGAGCCUGACCCAGGGCCUGGCCACCAAGGCCGACCAGUCCGCCCUGGAAGCCCUCCAAGUGGAGGUCGGCACCAAGAGCACGCCCGCCGGCGUCAAUCUCAAGCUCGCCAACCACCCUACCAUUGCCGCUAUGAACAGCAGCAUCACCAGUGCCAACAAUGCAACACUCGCUACGGUGGCGGCCACCUAUGCGCUCAAGUCAGUCGUGGACCAGCUGGCCCUCGACGCCAUCGCCACGGCCCUGCUCCCCAUGGCCAGCGCCAGCGACCUCACUGCCGCGGUGGCUCUCAGGACCACGCCCGCCGACGUGAGUCAGCUCAUCGCAACGGCCCUGCUGCCCUUCGCGCUGCUUGCAGCACUGCAGGCCGCGGGCUACCAAACGGCCGGGGAUCUCACCACGGCGCUGCUCGGCUAUGUCACCCAGGGCGCCUACGACGCCGGGCAGGCCCUCCAGGACUCCCGGCUGGACGGCCACGAUGCGGAGAUCCUGCUGCAGAACGCCGGCCCCUACGCCACCGGCGCGGAGCUGACGGCCCUGCAGCUGUCCCUCCAGUCCGCCAUCGACGGGCUUUUGGCCGAAACCAACCUGGUCAACGCCCCCGCCUGGCAGGGCGAGAUCAGCUGGGAUGUCUUGGUAGGUACCAACCAAAUCCGCAACUUUCACGCCGUCGCCCCAAUGGGCCUGGGCCUGGUCAACGACAACUGGACGCUGCAGCUCACCUGCGACACCUACAGACGCCCUGCUGCUCCCCGCGAGUCCUGGGUGCUCGCCCAGCUCGGCGGCUACAGCACGACCCAACAGACCAGCGACGCCAUCGCUGCUGCCCUGACGAAUCACUUCACGAGGGCGGAGGCCACGGCGAACCUC
Messenger RNA from Symbiodinium necroappetens, 947 nucleotides. The record is from the annotation of a GenBank genome assembly. NCBI's taxonomy places the organism in Eukaryota, Dinophyceae, Suessiales, Symbiodiniaceae.